UUCUACUUGCUAUUAUUUGAUAACGGUCGCAGUGCUGUUCAGUUGUGUCCAUGUUGUGUCCCUUGUCCAACUUUGAAAUAUUAAUGUGAUUUCUGUGUUUCCACUUUGUUGUAUAUUUUGACCUGGCAAGAAACAAAAUGUUUGCACUCGGUAGCAGCGACUCGGAUUCAGACGACGACGUUUGGGUCGGUCCCUAUACUCUUGACGAAGCGAUUUAUGAUGCGACCAAGUCCAGACGUGCCCUGAUCAAUCAUAGGCAUUCAUGCAUAUCCAGCUUUAGUCACUUCAACACUAGAGACGAAUCUUCGGAUAAAAGCACUUCUGAGACGUCGUACACGACUGCAUGCGAUACAGUUGAUAGUACUGAACAUAACAAGAAAAGUGCAGAUGAAAGUGAAGAGGGUUUCCACUCGGAUCAGUUUGCUGGCGAUGAACUUCAAGAAGAAAAUUUGGAUGCAUUAACACUAAAGUCCAAGUCUAGUCAAAAUUAUAACUUCCAACAGUAUUUCGCUGCAAAUCAAUCUUCAGAGAAGACCUCACUAGAAUCAUCUUACAGUACUGGAUGCAGUGAAGUUGCUAAUAGAAGCAAUCGACGCGUUUCUAAGAAGUUCGCCAAGACUGAAACUUACAAAGAAGAUGAAUUCGACACCAGUGAGUCCAGUCAAGAAACUCAUUUCCAAGAUCAUUGCGUUGCAAAUAAGAACACAUUAGAAACCUCUUACAGUACUGCAUGCAGUGAAUUUCAUAAUAGAAGCGAUCACUUGGUUUCUAAAAAGUUUGCCCACGCUGAAUAUUACAAAGAACAAGCUGCAGAAGACUUCGGCUCGGAACAGUCUUCUAUUGAUGAUUCCCAAGAAGAAAAGCUGAGUGCGUUAUCACAAGAGUCCAAAUCGAGUGAAGACUAUACUUUCCAACAUUACUUCGAUGCAGAGAAGAAUGCACUAGAAUCGGUGCAUAAUGAAAACGGUCAACGCAAUUCUAAGAAGCUGUCGGUUACUGAAAUUUACAGAGAAACUGGUGAAGAAAAUAUCGCAGAAGACUUCGAUGCAGAACAGUGUUUUGUCGAAAAGCUCCGAGGAGAGAACGUGGAUGCAGUAAAAUUCGAAUACGACUUUCAUAAAGAGCGGAAUUUUUCAAAUGAAGUGUGCUCAAUACAGUCUUCUGUUGUGUGUGAGUUCAGAGAAGAAAACGCGACUGCCAUUACCUUAGAUUCAGACUCGAGCAAAAACUAUACCUCCUCUUCGGCUGAUUCCACGUCAACACAUGAGAAAUCCGUCUUAAACCGUAGUUUCGCAUCCGCACUUCAUCCAGAAGAUGAUAGCAAGUUCAAGUAUAACUCAGACUCGUCAGGUCUUGAGGAGUCUGUUGCGAACUUGCAUUUAAAGCCUGGAAGGCGCAGUGAUAAAAUUUCACUUACUACACCAGAUGAGCGAUUAAGUGAUUCUUUCACUCUCGAUGAUACCAUGGAGGAACUAAACCAAUUCAUCCAGCAAGGACCUGAUUAUGUAAUGAGUCCAAAAUCAAACUCAUCUGCGAAUCUACUUCAAAUUCCCGCCGAUUUUGUGCCACUUGCUCGAAGUACGAAUGCCAAUCAUUUCCCUGAGAGCUUCGCUUCGCCAAACUCAACUAAAAGUAGCACCCCUAGCACAGGCUUUAAGUCCAAAUUACCCACUUUUACUGGACGCAAGCGGACCGGACAUUCGGCGGAAAAAACCAACAAAGUAAAGAGCGUUGAAAAACCGGUCAAAUCAUCUGAGAACGCGGAGUUUGAAUUUAAGGUGCCCAAGCCACCACUUAAUCGAACCCCCAGGUCUAAGUUGGAACAUAGAGUUAGUCCUGUGGGGAUUUACAUCAAGUACAGUCCCCGGUAUUCUCCGUUAGUGAAAGUUUCGGCCACUUCGCGUCCAAACAGUUCCAAAACCAAACUGUUCGCGGCUGAACCUCAAUCCAAGGAGAACAUUCCCGAAGCUUUGAACUGCGAGUUUCCGGCGGUUAUUUACAAACCAGCCGCGACAAGAAUGGUCUCGGAACAACAAGAUGUUAAACUUCCCAACAGUAUUAAGAAACUGGUAUCGCCGCAAGUGGUAAGCAAACAUGAACGGCGGAUCGAGAGACAACAGCACGAUGUCUCCAUAGAACGGCGUCUCUUAGAAUCAGACUUGACCAUACAUAUGGAUGAUAAUCCAGAUAUUUCCAUUGUCGUCAAUAAGCAACCUUUUGCUAUUAAGAAAUUGUAAAUGUUUUUAUCGUCUAUUAUUCCUUACAGUUGUAAAUAGUUUUAAUUUUUUCAUUCAAUACACGGGUUUUGCCGA
Dendroctonus ponderosae (mountain pine beetle) is the source of this 2312-nucleotide messenger RNA. RefSeq lists its product as uncharacterized. The transcript has 3 exons. The record is from RefSeq and is a predicted model, not a curated record. Lineage: Eukaryota; Metazoa; Arthropoda; Insecta; Coleoptera; Curculionidae. The coding region runs from base 138 to 2237 and encodes 699 amino acids.